AUGGGCAUCAGGCGAUGGCAUCUGGGGCGGGCCUGGUCCCAGAUACUGUACGACUACCCGGUGCCGAUAUUCAUCCUGUCGAUAGUGUUGACUGGAGUGCUGCCCCUGAUCAGCCUCUACUUCAACAGGGUCAUUCUGUCGGAGAAUGCGGAAGUGGGCUUCGACACCUCAAACACGGAAUAUUCCGGACAACGCCAAGCCUGGAAAAAGCUCUCCUUCGUCCUCCAAACGACGAAUAGGGUUACGCUGGGCUCAAAUACAACAUCUGUACAAAAAAGGGAGACAUUUAACGCCAAGGGUGAGCCGCUGAUAAUGGCGAGCCAUGCGGGGCAAAAUCGAAAGAGGCGAGGCUGGACGGAUAAUUUGAUGUCGGCUUUUACAAAUAUUCCCUGCUACGAGGCGCCGCUGCCGUUGAACCGCAUCGCACACAGACGGACGUCUCUCGGAAGCUUCGAUUUU
Mesorhabditis spiculigera is the source of this 459-nucleotide messenger RNA. NCBI's taxonomy places the organism in Eukaryota, Metazoa, Nematoda, Chromadorea, Rhabditida, Rhabditidae. The record is from the annotation of a GenBank genome assembly.